Molecule: messenger RNA, 2463 nt
Organism: Effrenium voratum
Lineage: Eukaryota; Dinophyceae; Suessiales; Symbiodiniaceae
Source: the annotation of a GenBank genome assembly
AUGGUGUUGCUUCUGCGGGCGCCGCUGUCCCGCCUGCCUCGCUGGGCCUGGAUUGCGCGGCGGCACUUGCACAAGGGCUAUGUGGGUACUACCUUGGAGAAGCUGAGCCUGCCACGGCACCACUGGCUCAAAGAAGUGGAGCAGGCCCCGGAGAAGUCGACGGUGCGGAGGAUGAAGGACCGCUACCUCAGAGAACUGGGGUCCGUGCACCAAGAGCUGUCUGGGCUCUUUCGCGAUGAAAAGAAGGCGCGUGGCGCGAUUGAAGAGCACUCUGAAGCAGAAAGACAAAAGCUGUCGAGCAUGCAUGAGCAACGGGAGCUAAAGAACGAGGCACUACGGGUCUACCGCCUGCUGCGGCCGGAUGCGCCACCCUUCUUUGAGGAGGAUGCUAUGCUCAGCAUGAAGGCAAAGAUGAACCGAAUUGCAAAGGAUGAGGAUGACCAGGCUGGCAUAGUGAAGGCCGAGAAGUUUGGGGACCCAUUCAAGGCGUAUUUGCCGGUGGUGAAUCAGAAGGCCUUCCUGCUGGCGUUGGAGUCCGUGACGGCUUCCUUGGCACAGGACCUGGAGACGCUGUGCGUUCUAGCCAACCCAGAUGAACAGCUGCCAGACGCGGAUGAUCCGCUUCGCUUCAAGAAACUGGUGGACAUCCUUUUCGGCAUCUUCCAACUUGAGAAAGAUCCUGGCAAGGUGGACGCCUUCAUGGACCGCAACUGGGCAAUGCUGCAGCACUUGCUGCCCGAGGAGAUUGUCCACAUGGAUCCCAGUGGAGCGCAUGUGGCGCGGUGGCUGAAGGGCCAUUUGGAGCGCGUGAUCCUGAACCAGCAGCGGUAUGAGGAAGCGGAUCAAAAGAUAUUUCUUCACAAGAACCAGAGCCAAGAGGCAAUGUACAAUUUCGCAGAGGACUUUGCCUAUGACGACGAUCCAAUGCCUGGUUUCUUGGCUGAUGAGCGGAACUUGGACUUCCCUCUCGAGAAGGCGAAGGAGUACAUGCAGCUUUUCUUGAACAUGCUAUCGAGCAGUGCCCGCGCUCGCGAUGUCAGCGACAACAUCGCGCCUGGGGCUUUUGCCGCGAAGGAGGAUGCUGAGACGGUGGCCGAGCAGUUCCAGGACUUUGUGUGGGACCUUGAGGACAUUGGCUUGCGCAACUGGCUGAAGAUGGACCUGCGGGAGCUGGAAAGCCAUCUUCCCAAAGACGUGCUGGCCCCUUUGGUUUACGGGCAGGAGACAGAAGAAUCAGAUGCUCUCAGCCUUACCAAAGAUGACGUAGAGGUAGCCAAGCUGAUGCUGAAAUGCGCUGCGCGGGGCAAGGCGGACCUCCUGGACUUUGAGGCAGUAGAUCCAUACAAGCUGCUGCACGGCGUGCCGGCUCGAGCGGUGGAUGAGGAGUUGCAGAGCCUGCCGGUGCACCCCGUCCUUGAUGACCAUGGCCUGGAGCGCUUGGUCUCCGAUCAUUGUCAAAGCUUGGGAAGGCCACCGAAGGACUGGGAGCAGAGCCAGGAGGAUUGGCUCAGCGGGAGCGCCACCGUUUCGGAGAUCUACCAGAAGGAGUUGGACUUCUACCGCACCGCUGGGCCAGUGGAGUGGACCUUGGGGGGUGAGAUGGGUGACACCUGGAAGUGGCGCCAGCCGCCCAACACCUUCUGGGACGAGAGGCGCAAGGUGUACAUUCAAGAGCAGAAGGGUGUGGACCCCAACCUGCAGCUGAAGGAGCUCCGUCAGCACAUGCUGGCCAUCACGCGCAUGCGCAGCAUGUGCAGCGUGGGGCGCGUGAGCUACUUUCGCGGCAUAGUUGUGGUGGGCAACGGCCGGGGCGUCUACGGCUUCGGCAUCGGCUUCGGCAACACGCCCAAGGAGUGCCGCUCUGAUGCCACUCUGCGGGCACUGCAGAAUCUGGACUACAUUGAUUAUGACCCUGGGCGAAUGCUUUGCACGCCAUGCAAGGGACAGGAGUACAAGCACACCAUGGCGCUGAUCCCGCGGCCUAUUGGCCGGGGCAUCAAGGCCAACAAGAAGUUCCUUCCGCUUUUGUACAUACUCGGCCUUGACAACGUCAAGGUGAAGUUCAUGCACCAGAAGCUGUUCACGCGAGUGCGUGCCAUCAAGCGGUGCCUGGAGCAGGUAAUGUCACGCCGAACUCUGGCCAACAUGACCGGAAAGCGAUAUGCAUUGCUGGUUGCUCCCGGUGAUCAUUGGGUUCAUUGGCCAGAUCGCUGGUUUGACGUGACCUCUGAGCCUUACAAGGCAGCAGAUCGUUACCGGAAGUACAUCCGCCGCCACGCCUUGCACUUCAAGAAGCGCGGCGCAAAGAUUCCCAUCCCCGAGGAUGUGCAGCCAGGCUGGAGCAAGAAGAGCUGGGCCAAAUGGAACAAUCCUUUGGAGCGCUGGAUACAGCGGCGGCGUGAGUUCUACGAGCCUCCGCCUCCGCCCAAAAAGCAGGAGAAACAAGCAGGUGCAGCUGCCUAG